This is a messenger RNA of Notothenia coriiceps (black rockcod), 1173 nucleotides long. Its product is annotated as voltage-dependent P/Q-type calcium channel subunit alpha-1A-like. NCBI's taxonomy places the organism in Eukaryota, Metazoa, Chordata, Actinopteri, Perciformes, Nototheniidae. Gene Ontology annotation, molecular function: high voltage-gated calcium channel activity. The record is from RefSeq and is a predicted model, not a curated record. Gene Ontology annotation, biological process: chemical synaptic transmission; calcium ion import across plasma membrane. Bases 41 to 295 code for a protein of 84 amino acids. Gene Ontology annotation, cellular component: neuronal cell body; membrane; voltage-gated calcium channel complex. The transcript has 3 exons.
GCGUGCCUGUCACUACGUUUGCACCCUGCGAUAUUUUGAGAUGACCAUCCUGCUGGUCAUUGCCAUGAGCAGCAUCGCGCUGGCUGCUGAAGACCCCGUGUGGCCCGAAUCCCCCCGCAACAAUGUCCUACGCUAUUUUGACUACGUCUUCACAGGAGUAUUCACAUUUGAGAUGCUGAUUAAGAUGGUGGAUUUGGGCCUGGUCUUGCACCAGGGCUCUUAUUUCCGGGACUUGUGGAACAUCCUUGACUUUAUAGUGGUUAGUGGUGCUCUGGUGGCCUUCGCCUUCACGUAAGUCCCCCUCCUGCCUCCCCCUGUCUCCCCUCCUCGCUCCUCCAUCUCUCCUGCCUCUCUACCACCUCACUGGUACCUUGGAGUACAGCCUCCCCUGUUCUGCUUGAGUCACCCAUGGCUCAAUUCAGCCUCUAUUCCUCUCUCUGUUCUUUCUUUCAUACCCGAUCACAUGCUUUCUCUCUCUCUCAGCAUUUUCUAUAUCCUUGCCAUCUGCUUCUAUCUCCCUGUGCUUUCAAAGGCCCACGUCUCUACAGUUGGCCAUUUCUCCUGCUUUUUCUCUCUUAUUCAACUUCUACAGUCCUGCCAUUUCUAAACCCCUCCACCAACUCCCUGCGCCCCAACAUUUAAAAAAAAAAAAUAUCCCCAGCAUCCCUUUCUAUUCGCAUCCGCGCCCCCUGUGAGAGGUGAGGACCACCCUUUGCACCUGUAACCCUUUAGUGCCCAAGGCGUUCUAGAGUUAAAGGGCCCAUGCAAAGCCUGGACAGGUCAUGGUGAGCUGCCUCUCUAAAAUCUCCACACCCCUCUCCACGGCAAAGCAGGUACUUUAAACCCUUCUUAAUCUGCAUGACUGUGAGGAUCAAACACUGGGUUCAGUUAGGGCUUAGUUUAUGAGCACUCUGCUGGGUGCAGAGCAUGACUGGUGAGGAUUUGCUGUCAUGCCCUUGCAUCAUUUGGGAGAAUUUAAAGCAAGCAGCCCUUCAGAACUACGGUCAAUGUUAAGUGUAAUGUGAUAGUGAAGACUUACUGUCCAAUGGGUUUACAAAGGUAAUGCUGUAACCUUCGACACGAAUACUCACGGGUCGCCUGCAGAAAAUAUGCUUGAUCUUAUUUCAUGACUUUAAAAAUGAAAUAUACUUUUACAGGAAACAACAAUGUCUG